CCCCCCACCACCACCUCUUCCCCAGGUUUUUUUUUCCCCCUCUGUUGUCUGAGAGUGAGACAACAGCGAGGCUGUGGCCUUGAAGGUGCCGGCGUACUUCACCGUCACAGACACUCGGCCACGCCGUGUCUGCUCCUGCUGCGCUCCUCCGGUGAUUUCAGGUCUCUCCUUUGUUUCUUUAUUGGGCGCCUCGUUAGACGCCGUGUUGCCGCGCCGUGCCCCCGCCGUGCCCCUCCUGCCUUCGGUCAGCACAGACGGAGCUCCGCGGUUCCCGUCCUGCAUGGCUUCAGAAACGUAACGCCGGCUGCUCGGACGACAAGGGAAGAAGAGUUGUAAAGAAACAGAGAAAAGGGCAGGUUGAAGGGGAGAGAGAGAGAGCGCCGCAGGGACACAGAGGAGGAGAUUGACCUGUUGUGGAAGAGGAGAAGUACCCCUCCUCUGGGUGGCGUCAGCGAGGCUCCCUGCCCCCAGCAUGACGGAGCGGCCCGCCCUCUGCUUAUGCAUGGCCAUGACAGAGCUGGACUCUGCGUGCCCUCCCAUCACCCCUUACUAAUGAGCCAGUGCAUCUGGGACCUUGGACCACCAGCAGGAAGCAGAGACAAAACAAGACAAUAGAUCUGUAAGCAAGGGGCAAUGAGCCAGAUUCCCCUGAAGGGUGUAUUUCACUAGUCCUAAGGUUUUGUUUGCUUUGGUGAGCAGUCAGUUGCCCUUGGUCAGCCAAGAGUAUCAUUUCAUUUUUUUUUUCCCCGAGUGCGUCUCGAGCUGCCGCCAUGGCGGCCAGUGUGGCCAUAGGCCGCGACACCAAGUGGCUAACGCUGGAGGUGUGCCGGGAGUUCCAGAGGGGCACCUGCUCCCGCUCCGACGCCGAGUGCAAGUUCGCCCACCCGUCCCGCUGCUGCCACGUGGAGAACGGCCGUGUCAUCGCCUGCUUCGACUCGCUCAAGGGCCGGUGCACGCGCGAGAACUGCAAGUACCUCCACCCCCCGCCGCACCUGAAGACGCAGCUGGAGAUUAACGGUCGCAACAACCUGAUCCAGCAGAAGACGGCGGCCGCCAUGUUGGCUCAGCAGAUGCAGUUCAUCCUGCCGGGAGCCCAGCUGCAGCCCAUAACAACGUUCCCAGUGACCCCCUCCCUGGCCUCUAGCCCCAACGUGGCCUUCAGCCCGUACCUGGGUCACAUGAGCCCGGGCGUGGGGCUGGUGCAGGAGCUGCUGCCCAGCGCCCCCAUGCUGGUUUCGGGGAGCCCCUCCGGCCUCGCCAUGGGAGGCAGCAGCCCCUCACAGAAGCAUCUGCGCACGGACAAGCUGGAGGUGUGCAGAGAGUUCCAGCGGGGAAACUGCACCCGGGGUGAGAACGACUGCCGGUACGCCCACCCGCUGGAGGCGGCCAUGGUGGACGGCAGCGAGAACUCGGUCAUCGUCUGCAUGGACUACAUCAAGGGCCGCUGCUCCCGGGACAAGUGCAAGUACUUCCACCCCCCCGCCCACCUGCAGGCCAGGAUAAAAGCCACGCAGCACCAGGCCAGCCAGAACGCCGCCGCCGCUGCCAUGUCCCUACCCCCAGGGGCCCUGCAGCCGAUACCAAAGAGGCCCACCCUGGAGAAGACCAACGGGGCCGCCACGGCGGUCUUCAACCCCAGCAUGUUCCACUAUCAGCAGGCUCUGGCCAACAUGCAGCUCCAGCAGCCAGCCUUUAUCCCUGCAGGCCUGUUGAAAGCCCCCGCCCCGCUGGCAGCGGAGGGCCACUGGGAGAGGCGGGACUGGAGCAGCUGCAGGCACCCCCACAGCCGCUUCUUGUCAGUGCCUGGAAUUACUGUAGACCCAGCCGAGGUUCUGAGCGCCGACCUGGUGGAGCUCCAGUGCGUCCCCAUGGAAACACACUUCUGCCCUGUCCCCAAACUCCAGGUGGCGUCUCCAGUGGCCCUGAACCCAGUAAGCCUGUCCUGAAACUCCACCUAAAUCACCGACGCCACGCCACCCCACUAAUCCACUGACAACACGCGUCCCCCCCACCCCACCCCACCCCAAGAACCAGUGACCAGAAUGCAGAAGACAACAUAUGACAUGUGCCUAAUUUUCAUGACAUCUCCAACGGGCAAUAGUGUGAUCUUAUUUCAAAGAUAAUAAAAAAAUAUAAAAAAAAAACAUUAUCUGUACGGACUCACCCUUCCCUCACCGUAUUUACACAGACAAUACUGAGCUGGACCCAGGACUGUUAUUAAAGUAUUUUGAUACAAGAAGGCAAAAAAAUGGGGGCUUGCUGAUUGUGGGGGGGGAAGCGACGGAGGAUACACAGGGCCCCAUCACACACAGUCAACACAUGCAUACACAGAACCACCCACUGAGAAAAGUGGGCCUCCUGCAGAACUCCUGCAGAAACAGAGAGCGAGUCCUCAGUUCUCAUCACACACACACACACACACACACACACACACACACACUGAGGGCCUCAGUGCUGAGAUGUGUGUUCUCGUGACCCAGCACACCGGAACCUUCACCAGGAAUGACAGUGGGAAGGGGAGUCCAAUGAGAACUGAAAGCAAAAAAAAAAAAAAAA
Megalops cyprinoides (Indo-Pacific tarpon) is the source of this 2556-nucleotide messenger RNA. It is a transcript of the gene mbnl3, whose product is annotated as muscleblind-like splicing regulator 3. NCBI's taxonomy places the organism in Eukaryota, Metazoa, Chordata, Actinopteri, Elopiformes, Megalopidae. The transcript has 7 exons. The record is from RefSeq and is a predicted model, not a curated record. Gene Ontology annotation, molecular function: metal ion binding. Bases 771 to 1946 code for a protein of 391 amino acids.